AUGGCAGCCGGGGUCGCAGGACCUUCAGGACCACAGGAUGUUGGGGGCAGGCAGGAGGGUGCGGGGGGCCAGGUGGAGAUCUUCUCCUUGAACCGGCCGUCACCGCGCACUGUCAAGUCCUUCCCGCUGGCGGCCCCUGUGCUCUGCAUGGAGUACAUCCCGGAGCCGGAGGAGGAGGAGGAGGAAGAGGGUGGAGAUCAGAGCCGAACGGCUGCGGACCCCUCGGCCGCGGUACACCCGACCAUCUGCCUUGGCCUGCAGGAUGGCAGCAUCCUGCUCUACGGCAGCGUGGACACCGGCACCCAGUGCCUGGCAACCUGCCGGAGCCCCGGCCUGCAGCCUGUACUCUGCCUGCGCCACAGCCCCUUCCACCUGCUCGCCGGCCUGCAGGACGGGACCCUCGCCGCCUACCCCCGGACCAGCGGUGGCAUCCCGUGGGACCUGGAGAGCCCUCCCCUGUGCCUGACUGUGGGGCUGGGGCCCAUCCGCACCCUGCUGAGCCUGGAGGACACCGUGUGGGCCAGCUGCGGGUCCCGCGUCACUGUGCUGGACGCCGCCACCCUGCAGACUCAGCAAAGCUUCGAGGCGCACCAGGACGAGGUGGUGAGCGUGACGCACAUGGUGAAGGCGGGCAGCGGCGUCUGGAUGGCUUUCUCCUCGGGCUCCUCCAUCCGCCUCUUCCACACGGAGACCCUUGAGCACCUGCAGGAGAUCAACAUUGCUACCAGGACCACCUUCCUCCUGCCAGGCCAGAAGCACCUGUGUGUCACCAGCCUCCUGAUUUGCCAGGGUCUGCUCUGGGUGGGCACUGACCAGGGUGUCAUCGUCCUGCUGCCCGUGCCUCGACUGGAAGGCAUCCCCAAGAUCACAGGGAAAGGCAUGGUCUCACUCAAUGGGCACUGCGGGCCUGUGGCCUUCCUGGCCGUGGCUACCAGCAUCUUGGCCCCCGACAUCCUGCGGAGUGACCAGGAGGAGGCGGAGGGGCCCCGGGCCGAGGAGGACAAGCCAGACGGGCAGGCCCAUGAGUCUGUGUCCACACCCGACAGCCACGUGGGCCGUGAGCUGACCCGCAAGAAGGGCAUCCUCCUGCAGUACCGCCUGCGCUCCACGGCCCACCUCCCAGGCCCACUGCUCUCCAUGCGCGAGCCGGCGCCCGCCGACGGCUCGGCCCUGGAGCACAGCGAGGAAGACGGCUCUAUCUACGAGAUGGCCGACGACCCCGACGUCUGGGUGCGCAGCCGGCCCUGCGCCCGCGACACCCACCGCAAGGAGAUCUGCUCUGUGGCCAUCAUCUCCGGCGGCCAGGGCUACCGCAACUUCGGUGGUGCCCAGGGCAGCUGGAGGCCGGCCCCAUGUGGGGAGACGGACAGCACCCUCCUCAUCUGGCAGGUGCCCCUGACGCUAUAGCCACCGCCCGGCUGGGAGCGCUGGGUGGAGUCCCCCUCUGGGGAUCUGCACGGGCUGGCGGCCAGCCCGGAUUCUUCAGGAAGGACUUGGGCAGAGCAAAGGCAAACCUCUUCUUUAAAAAAAAAUUUUUUUCAGAAUGUUUUGGGGAGGGGUUUUAGGACUUGGGAGAGGGAGGACACAUCUGGAGGACAUGGUGGCCUUCUUUCUAAAAGCAAAAAACAAAACAAAACACAGAACCUCACAACUGCCCAGCAAGCCCAGUACCACUUGUCCGGCCUGAGGGGCUCAGGGCAGUAGCUGUGCGUCUCUCCGGGAAGGGCGUGUGCGUGUGUGUGCUAGCGUGUGUGGGCUGGCGUGUGAAUAUCUAUAAAUACGUAUAUAUGGUGUAUAUUAUAUGUGUAUAAAUAGAGUCUGUACAUAUUGGAGCUCUGGGGGAUGCUAGAAUAAAAGGCGAGAGUCACGUCA
Molecule: messenger RNA, 1872 nt
Organism: Carlito syrichta (Philippine tarsier)
Lineage: Eukaryota; Metazoa; Chordata; Mammalia; Primates; Tarsiidae
Gene: ARHGEF10L
Product: Rho guanine nucleotide exchange factor 10 like
Exons: 7
Coding region: 1-1407 (468 amino acids)
Biological process (GO): positive regulation of stress fiber assembly; SREBP signaling pathway; actin cytoskeleton organization
Cellular component (GO): cytosol
Molecular function (GO): guanyl-nucleotide exchange factor activity; protein binding
Source: RefSeq, a predicted model, not a curated record